AUGGCCCAAGAGACUAACCCGAGCCUGACGCCUGUGCUUUGUGCCACUGGCUGUGGUUUCUAUGGAAACCCCAGGAACAACGGCAUGUGCUCGGUCUGCUACAAGGAGCACCUGAACCGUCAGCAGAGUAGUGACCACGGCUUGAGCCAACUUAGCCCAAUAGGUAAGUUCCUCCUCACCCUGUUUCUUACUCACAACACAAAUCUACUCCAAACAUCUACUCCGCUAUAUGUUGUCUGCUAAAAUUAGCAUACACGUUAUGGGCCAGCUGCACUGUUGAGAGGAAACUGUUGAACCAAAAAGUAUCUUCUCCCAUCUGAGGUUGAUGUUUUACUUUUGCUGUAUCACAUGAACAGUUGGUAGUCCUACCCCUGAUGCCUCAGCCAUCCAGCGACUAGAGGCCAGUCUAGCCAAAGUAGACCCUUCAUCUGGCUCUGCUGCAGACAUGGCUGGGUAAGGUGUGUGUGUCCGCAUGUGAUACAAUGGAUGUGUUAUUACUUUUUUUUCUCUCUCAUAUCUCUAACUUAUUUUUCUUUAAAUCGCCUCCUCUGCAGAACUAUUCAAGGCUCUCUUCCAGUGACUCAACAAAUGACAGAGAUGAGCAUCUCAAGAGAGGAUAAAGCAGAUCCCCUAGAGCCUGGUAAAACACACACUUCUAGAGGGACACAUUGCUCUGUUCGACCCACUUUAGCAUUAGCGUAUACACGGAGUGUACAAAACAUUAACAAACCUUCCUAAUAUUGAGUAGCCCCCCCCCCCACCCGUUUGCCCUCAGAACAGCCUCAAUUUGUCUGGGCAUGGACCAUACAAGGUGUCAAAAGCGUUCCACAGGGAUGCUGGCCCGUGUUCACUCUAACGCUUUCCACAGUUGUGUCAACUUGGCUGGAUGUCCUUUGGGUGGUGGAUCACCUACUACCAUAGCCCGUUCAAAGGCACUUAAAUAUUUUGUCUUGCCCAUUCACCCUCUGAAUGGCACACAUACACAAUCCAUGUCUCAAGGCUUAAAAAUAUUUUUUCCACCUGUCUCCUCCCCUUCAUCUAAACUGAUUUGAAGUGGAUUUAACAAGUGACAUCAAUAAGGGAUCAUAGCUUUCACCUGGUCAGUUUUUCAUGGAAAAAGCAGGUGUUCAUAAUGUUUUGUACACUCUGUGUAUUUAGCUGCACCCUGACUUAAAGUCCUUGUAUGUGAGUACUAAAACUGCCUCAGAAAAAAACACAGUAACACUUUUAUUUGAAUCUCCAGACUGAAAGAAGCGUAUAUUUAACAGUACUUUUCUGUUUUCUCCUUUAGUCGUGACUCAGCCUACUGCUUCUAGCCCUGCCACUGCCAGCGGUGACAAGGCUAAGGGAGACACCCCCAAUCCCAAGAAGAAUAGGUGCUUCAUGUGCCGCAAGAAGGUGGGCCUAACAGGUGAGCAUGCCAUAGCAGAAUGUGGUGCUUUUCCAAAGAAAUGGGAUGACAGGAUUGCGCAUUGUGUACGACGUAAUGUCAUUUUUGCUGAAGAGAUUGGCCAUGGUCCAGACCGCAUACACUGCAGUCACACAAAUUGACAAUAUUAAUGGGGUUCCUGCAAUGUAAAACACUACUUCCACAUUUGUGAUGGUCUCAGAUCUUUACUAAUGUAUAAGUAGUGUCUUAACGUGGCAGGAACCCCAUCAAUAUCACUUAUUGAUCUAAUAAUCUGCACAAGACAACUGCAAUGUAGGCAAUUUGGAAUGUAACUGUAUUAUUCCUGUGUGUCUGGUCUUAUUAACAGAGGUGAAUUGUUAUUGAGUUGGUGUUUGAUUCCUACAGUGGUUCCCUUCUAAUCUCUGACCUUUGAACUCUACCCCAGGGUUCGACUGUCGCUGUGGGAACCUGUUCUGCGGUCUCCAUCGGUACUCCGACAAGCACAACUGUCCUUACGACUACAAGGCGGAGGCAGCUGCCAAGAUCCGCAAGGAGAACCCUGUUGUGGUCGCUGACAAGAUUCAGAGAAUAUAG
Messenger RNA from Coregonus sp. 'balchen', 1984 nucleotides. Lineage: Eukaryota; Metazoa; Chordata; Actinopteri; Salmoniformes; Salmonidae. The record is from the annotation of a GenBank genome assembly.